UCCUCCCACAAGCAAUUCUGGUCACCAAAGGAGAACAAAGUGUUGUGGAUAAUUAAAGAGUUGUUGAGAAUAUGCCUGGCGUGCCGGAGCCGGAGUUGCCGAGGUCUGUGAAGAUCGCCUUCCGGUUCAUCGUAGACAACUUCAGGCUUCUGUUCCUGGCCGGCGUCAUGACGGCCAUGGCUUCUGAGGUCCACCAGCUCGGCUUCGAUGACACCGUGGAUGCUGUACGGGAGUUGAUCGAAGGGAAUCCUGUGAGGAAUCUGGCGCUCGCCUUGUCGGUGGUCGUUGCAGGGGUCCUAUACUUGGUGUCGCGGCCGCGGCCGGUGUACCUCGUCGACUACGCCUGCUUCAGGCCGCCGCCGACGUGCCGCGUGCCGUUCUCGACGUUCAUGGAGCACACGCGGCUGAUCAACUCGGACGAGAGGAGCGUGAAGUUCCAGACGCGGAUCCUGGAGCGGUCGGGGUUGGGGGAGGAAACCUGCCUCCCUCCGGCGAACCACUACAUCCCGCCCAAGCCCACCAUGGAGGGCGCGCGAGCCGAGGCGGAGCUGGUCAUCUUCGCCGCCGUCGACGAUCUCAUGAAGAAGACCGGGCUACGUUCCAAGGACGUCGACAUCCUCAUCGUCAACUGCAGCCUCUUCUCCCCCACGCCCUCUCUGUCCGCGAUGAUCAUCAACAAGUACAAGCUCCGGAGCAACAUCCGAAGUUUUAACCUCUCCGGAAUGGGCUGCAGCGCCGGCCUCAUCUCCAUCGACUUGGCGAGCGACCUGCUUCAGGUGCACCCUCGCGCAAAUGCGCUCGUGGUCUCGACGGAGAUCAUCACCCCCAACUUCUAUUCCGGCAAUCAACGGUCGAUGCUGCUUCCCAAUUGCCUGUUCCGGAUGGGCGCGGCGGCGAUCCUGCUCUCGAACAGGGGCCGUGAGGCGGCGCGGGCCAAGUACCGGCUGGCCCACGUGGUGCGAACGCACAAGGGGGCCGACGAUCGCUCCUAUCGCUGCGUGUACCAGGAGGAGGACGCGGAAGGCCACUCGGGAAUCUCCCUUUCCAAGGACCUGAUGGCGAUAGCCGGAAAAUCCCUGAGGUCGAACAUCACCACCAUGGGCCCGCUGGUGCUGCCCAUGUCCGAGCAACUCCUCUUCGCCCUCUCCUUCGCCGGGCGGAAGCUGAUCGACCCCGCGUGGAAGCCCUACGUCCCCGACUUCAAAAAGGCGUUCGACCACUUCUGCAUCCACGCCGGCGGGCGGGCGGUGAUCGACGAGCUGCAGAAGAGCCUGGACCUGUCGGCGGAGCACGUGGAGGCGUCCCGCAUGACGCUGCACCGGUUCGGCAACACCUCCAGCAGCUCGCUCUGGUACGAGCUCAACUACAUCGAGUCCAAGGGGCGGAUGCGCCGCGGCGACCGCGUGUGGCAGAUCGGCUUCGGCAGCGGCUUCAAGUGCAACAGCGCGGUGUGGAAGUGCCUGCGCACCGUCAAAGCCCCCGCCGACGGCCCCUGGGCCGACUGCAUCGCCCGCUACCCAGUCGACAUCCCCGAGGUCGUCCGCCUCUAAACGGCCAGCCAUGCAGAAAUGAAGCAGCAAUUCAACCCAAACCACCCGCCGGCCGGCCAUCAGCAAUUAACAAUCGAGCGGACGGAUGGUCAUCGAUUGUCAGUAUUCGAUUUCUGGUUAGCUAGAGCUUACACUAAUCUAAAGUCGUUGUGAUCCAUGCGUGCUGUGCAUGUGCAUGUGCAUGUGCCUGCGCCUGCGCUUCAUCUGCUGUCGCCGACUUCCGGCGUGUCUCGGUCGGUCGGUCGGUCGCGGUAUGUAUCCUUUUCAGUGUAUUGUCCACCUGCUGCUGCCGACGUGUGUUCUUCA
Zingiber officinale is the source of this 1856-nucleotide messenger RNA. Its product is annotated as 3-ketoacyl-CoA synthase 6-like. Gene Ontology annotation, cellular component: membrane. The transcript has 2 exons. Gene Ontology annotation, biological process: fatty acid biosynthetic process. Gene Ontology annotation, molecular function: acyltransferase activity, transferring groups other than amino-acyl groups. NCBI's taxonomy places the organism in Eukaryota, Viridiplantae, Streptophyta, Magnoliopsida, Zingiberales, Zingiberaceae. Bases 72 to 1550 code for a protein of 492 amino acids. The record is from RefSeq and is a predicted model, not a curated record.